This is a messenger RNA of Diabrotica balteata, 1688 nucleotides long. Lineage: Eukaryota; Metazoa; Arthropoda; Insecta; Coleoptera; Chrysomelidae. The record is from the annotation of a GenBank genome assembly.
AUUGAUUGUAUGACUUGCAAAUAAAAUCAAAAAUAUAGUUCAUCAAAUCUUAUCUCAAUAUUGCAGUAAUCAUCUCAUCUAUAGCCAUUAUGGCGCCUUUUUCUUUUAUCGCCGUUCCGGCACCAUCGCUAUCUUUACACUUAUUGGAAAGUCUUUCCGAAUCAAGUACCGUAAGCAGCACCGUCCUCUUCCACAAUGAGUUCUGUGCUGGUAUGGAAACAGGAGCCGGCCUCGCCGUCGUCAGACUAUGACGAGGCCGCUCUUCUGGACGCCACUAUCUACAAUGCGACCCCAUUUGAGUUAGACAUCAAACUCAACGAUGAACUCGACAAUCUGGCAGAAUUCGAGUCUAAGGCAGAAGUCGCUUCCCACAUACUCGAGAAUCUGGAGAAUCUUAUGGAUCUAGAUGAACUGAUCAAAGAUGAACCCUUCCUUCUCGAUGAAAAAAUACUACCAAUCCUGGACGAAGUGGAACCUCCGCGUGCCAUUCCAGUACCUGUUCAAAACUUGAAGAAUGAGUUUGUCAACUCCAACGACACCCAAUACUUCCUCAAGGAAUUCCAGAAUGUGUACGAAGUUGUGGAAUUCUCCCAUGGCACGCUCACUCCACCUCAGUCUCCCCCGAGUCAACCGAUGCUCACCAAUCUCGAGCCGCUUCUACAGUAUCCAGUGGAACACAAGCAUGUUUAUGCUCAACCUGAGAAGCAAUUUCUGCCAGAGAGCUAUGAGAUCAACUAUUCCUUGCCCGUUAAUACUCCUCAGCCUGAUAUAGCUAUGGAGCUGGCCGUCGUGGACGAGCUAGUCAGAACUCGUGUGGAAGACAUGCAAUGGAGCAGCAGCGGAAGCAGCAGUCCUGGAUCCCCGAGCAGUAGUAGCAGUAGCAGCAACUUUGGCGACUGCUCUUCUGAUCCGGAAUGGAUGCCAGAGCCAAUUGAACAGUACAACGACGAGCUUCCUUCUAAACCAUCCCGCAAAAGGACCAGACCUUACUCCAAAAGCGGCACCGAGGACAAGAAGGUCCGCAAGAAGGAGCAAAACAAAAAUGCUGCUACCAGGUAUCGCCAAAAAAAGAAGGCCGAGAUCGAGGUAAUUCUCAGUGAAGAAAAGGGUCUUCAGGACAAGAACGUGGAAUUAGGGAGUCAAAUCUCUGAUCUAAAUCGUGAAAUUAAGUACCUCAAGGGGCUCAUGCGUGAUCUCUUCAAGGCCAAGGGUCUCAUCAACUAACAAACACAGAAGAUAAUUAAUUUUGGAUUUCUUAUAUUUUUUUUACAGUAAAUAGGGAUAAAUAUACAACUUCCAAGGAUUUGGUUGAUUCUCUUAUAUAGUUUUGGCAAUUUAUAGCGUGUUUUUGACGGCACAGUUGUUUUUAUAUGUUGCAUUUAAAUUGGACACCUGGAGGGAGAAUCAUCAAAAUGCUUGCACAUUUGAGAGAGAUGCUUGAGAUUCCUUGAUAUCACGUCUUAUUGUUGUGUUCUCGUCAACUUGGGUAUCAAUGAUGAUCGUAUUGUAGUUAGUUGUCUUAGGAAAGAUUUUAUUAGGCUUAGAAGGAUUGGUGUCUAACAUGUGGAUUCAUUCCAUUUGUGAGAUGCCAUCUCAAUUUUUUUAUUAAUUAUAUUUCAUACAUAAUCAUUGUUUCACUUAUAACAUAGAUAUAAUUGAAUCACUAAUAAAAGGUUAUCUUAGGUGGG